Microstroma glucosiphilum is the source of this 3137-nucleotide messenger RNA. RefSeq lists its product as hypothetical. Bases 243 to 2996 code for a protein of 917 amino acids. The transcript has 4 exons. The record is from RefSeq and is a predicted model, not a curated record. NCBI's taxonomy places the organism in Eukaryota, Fungi, Basidiomycota, Exobasidiomycetes, Microstromatales, Microstromataceae.
CGGGACUCGCAGCCGCAUAGCAUCACUACAUCUAUCAACGCUAUUCCUGAGCGCCACAAACACCCCUCCCUCGCUACCACCCCUCGUGUGCAAGCCAUCCAUACCCUCCUCGCACGCGACUCAAGCCAUCUUUGAGGCGAUCAACGCCCUCUAGACUUGAGAUCGGGAUCGCUGGACUUCGUUUCGACACGCGACAUACACGACAGCACAGCUUGAUCUCUUUAAGGGGUAUCACCUGAGAAAUGACUAUCGAAGCUACCUCACCCAAUCGCGCUAUGGAAGACCAGAAGGACGCGUUCUUCUUCGGUGAUGUUGCAUCCAUCGAUCCCAUCUUCGCUCAAUAUCCAGAAUCGCUACCCAUUCACGUACUGCUAGCCGAUGCUUCUUCAUCGUCUUCGACUGCUCCUUCAUCUCCUGCUGAGGUCUCUGACCCUUCAUCCUGCCAGGACGAUACGCCCCCUUCGUCUGCAAAGAGAGUCAAAGACUGCGCCUCUUCCGACUCUCUUGCCCACAGCAGACAGUCACAAUCUGCUACCGUACCUGCAACAACCUCUAGUGACGCGUCAACACAGGCCCCUUCACACGCCACUGUCGCGGACAAUUGCUCUCGUACUGCGACUGGCGCAAAGAGCAAAGGAGCAAUCUCAAUCACUCCGUCGAGGAACACUCUCACCUUCUUCCCACCUCCAUCAAAUGAGCGUACCCAUCCGAACACAGCUUCAGUCAGAGCGACACCAGUAAGAGUAGACUCUUUGCAUCUUAGCCCGACUCGCAAGGCACCGGAUCUCCUCCGCAAGUCUCCGAAUGAGUCCAUCGGGUGUAUAUCCGACUUUGCCCCUCCUACGGAGUUCAGAAAUGGAGAUUGGAUGUGUGUGCAGAGUCACUGCUCAUUCCACAAUUAUUCUCGCAACAGUAUGUGCGGAAGAUGUGGCGCUCUGAACCCCAGUCUACCCUCAUCACGCCCGGGAUUUGCGGCCUCACGAGCCAGGAAGGGAGGCAUAGGUAGCAAGUUGGAUGCUGCUUUACCUGCAUUCAACUUGCCACCGAACUGGUCAACACCCACCGCGACGACGAUGCAGUCUCCUUUCCCAAACAGUGGAUGGUCCUCUGCCACCCUAUCACCUCCCAGCGCUGCAACACUUGCGGACGGAAGGAACAGGGACAACCUACACCAGCGAUCGACCGCGCUAUCUCCGAGGCUCUUUGGCCACGACCGCCCAAAUGAGAAUGCUGUCCGAAGGCGUGGCUGUGACACACCCUACCCAGGAGUCGAAAAUGGAGCGAUGUACACUCCACCUUUGCAAACUGGCUCUGCUCAUAGCCAAGGGCCUUUGGACAUUCCACAAUUCUACCACCAGGAUCGUAUGAGGGAGAGCAUCAUGCACAAUCGCGUAAAGUCCCACUUACGAGGCGACGCCUACUCUGAGGGGAUACAACAGCUACAUCGGCUCAACGUGCAGCAGCGCACUCAGUCACCAUCGCCCAUGCGGCCUCAGACCAAUGUUUCCGCGUAUCCCAUGUCUCUCUUGGCCGAUCCACAGCUCUCCUCCCCCGCUUCGUUCAAGCAGCGAUCGCUUUCGUACAAUAGCUGCAGGUCUCCAUUUGCAACUCAAUCGCCGAGUCUGCCUGUCCCACUCAAAAGGAACUCGCAAUCCUCGGACUCUCAUGUCAGAGGCACUCCUCAAGGCGCGCGAACUUUGUUCGGUAAUGGAAGUGGUAUCGACAGUGAGCAGACGAGGAGGGCGCAAGUCUCACUCAAUGACCUUGCGACGACUCAGCAACUGGCAUCCAUGGGAGUAGGCGUAGGACCAGGAGUCAAUCCAAACGUCGACUAUCCCCUCUCUGGCCUGGCAGCAAGCAGUGACUUGCGUUCUCCAACCAUCAGAGAAGGACCACCUCCUCCGCCUCCCAUCAUCAACAGCGGCUCCGUCGGACCAAUGCUUGUACAAGCGGGAGACUGGAUCUGCUCUCACUGCUCCUUUGUCAAUUGGCGGCGAAGACGAGUCUGCAUGCGAUGCUAUCCCUUUGCAGAAGGCAACGAGAUCGCCCUGUCCCUCUCCAACGGGGCUUUGUUGGCUGCGAGAGUUGCAGCUGGGGUUGAGAUCCCCGAGAGCGAACUUGCAUCCCUCACCAAGCCAAGGAGUGCCGCUCAUCUUGACAACGGUAGAACUCAGUCUGAACCCAAUGGUAGCUACGCCCAUAUUCCGAGCCCACGUCAAGUCAUGACAUCCCCCAAACACAUUGGCAUUCAGCAACCUCCCUCUCCCCUGACGGGUGUCAAUCACGCUUUUGCCCGCUCAAACAUCGCACAAGGCGUCCUGCAGGAUCCUGCGCUGAGCAACCAAAGUCGUCAGACGACUCCAAAUGUUCAAUUCGAUCACGCUCAUUUUGCGCGGACUGACAUUGGGAAUCGCAAUCUGGACAAUAUGAGCUUGUGGCAGCCGCAAGCACCUUCAGCAGAGCUCCCUAGGCCGGGCUACCAUGGACAUCAGACACGCAGUCCUCCGUUGCCUGCCUGGCUCCCAGCGCCAAUCUCCUCCCCUGGUGCCUUCGGCCUCGAAGCACGCCACAAGCACGCCAUUCCCCCUGCACUGGGUUCACCAUCCUUCAGCUCUCCACUCCGCAACGGAGGACAAGUCCCAGACUUGUUUACGCCCUCUGGACGAGCGAUCAAAGAUCUUUGGAAGGACGAAGCACCUCCUAUGCGAAAGUCUAGUGAGGAUGACAAUCUCGUACCGAUCAGCGCCAACCUGAGACUUCACUUCAGCACUACCCCCGUCAGGGAGGCCAACUUCGACUCUUUUACUGGCGAUGCCCGUGGAUCGCUGCAUGGAGUUACGGUAGGGGCUGCUCAGCAGCCAUUGUGGAGCCGCAGAGAGGGGCAGAACGGUCUUGUGGGCAGGCCUGCUCCCAUUGGCACGCGACCUGCAACCUCCUCCUCCUCGGUCAGCUCUUCUGCCGCUGCAGCCACGAGCCCACUCAACUCGAGUCAGUGAGUCUCGUUCGGAUAGUCGAGCCGACGAAUCAUCACCAAUGGGAUCACCGAACUUCUCUUUCGUCAUCAUCAUCAUCACCACCACUUCCCAUCAUCUGCUUUGCCCCUCUUUGCUCCCUGGUCACUAUACAUUUCGGAAGGA